Orussus abietinus is the source of this 1803-nucleotide messenger RNA. Its product is annotated as mitochondrial sodium/calcium exchanger protein. Gene Ontology annotation, molecular function: calcium:sodium antiporter activity. The coding region runs from base 1 to 1803 and encodes 600 amino acids. Gene Ontology annotation, biological process: monoatomic cation transport; transmembrane transport; intracellular calcium ion homeostasis. The transcript has 9 exons. The record is from RefSeq and is a predicted model, not a curated record. Gene Ontology annotation, cellular component: membrane. Lineage: Eukaryota; Metazoa; Arthropoda; Insecta; Hymenoptera; Orussidae.
AUGUUAAGAUCUUUGAAAAGUAUAGAUUUGAAACAUGGAGGGACAACACAAAAGGACGAUUGUACUCACGUAUGGGAUAUUUCAACAUCCGAAAGAUGUGAUUGGGUAAAACGCACGCAUGAUUGCGAAACAGACUCCGUUAUACAAUACGCUCACAUUCUGUUCUGUAUAUUCAAUUCUGGAAACCCAGCUUUAUUUGCAUUGGGACUGGUUCUACUUUCAAUGUGGCUAAUGUAUUUGUUUUUCAUCCUGGGAACAACUGCGGACAAUUUCUUUUGUCCAUCUCUUUCCGCCAUUGCCACAGUCUUACGUCUAUCUGCUAAUGUAGCUGGUGUUACGAUAUUAGCCUUUGGAAAUGGAGCACCUGACAUAUUUACAUCGUUGGUAUCCGAUGAAGACGAAGCAAUGAUAAUGUUCACAGAGUUAAUCGGUGCUGGUAUUUUCGUGACAACACUCAUUGCUGGGACGAUAGCCGUUGUAUCUCCUUUUCAAGUUUCUGCCCAACCGUUCAUAAGAGACGCAUGUUUUUACGUUGUCGCUGUCUGUUGGAUAACGUACGUUAUCAAAGAUGAGACAGUCUACGUCUGGGAAGCUGCAAGUUUCGUUGCCUAUUACAUCUUUUUUAUCAUCAUAGUGAUCACCAUGCAGGUGCAUGAUCGCAGAGAAGAAAAACAAAAAGGAAGAAUUCCGAAUGCACGGAAUGCGACCGUCUUUCAAAUUUUCUUAGCAAAUCGCAAUACCGACAUCCUACCUCAACUGUCGCAGCGUGCACGAGCGUUUAGUGUUCGGACUAAAUUGGAUACUGCGAUUGCUGCGGAGGUUGCAAAUGCCGAACUACGCGGGGAAUCUGUGAAUACAAAACAGACCCUACCAGAAAUACCAGAUAUUGCAUUCUCAAGACCUACUGACUGCUUCGAAGAGUUCAUUUAUGAUAUUAACCCAAUCAAUAAAUACGACUGGGACAAUGCUACGCGUUUUAUGAAAAUAGUGCUCAUUAUUCGUGCCCCAUUUAUGUUCGUUCUUCAGUUAUUAAUCCCAGUCGUAGACGAAACAGUUGUGAAGAGAGGAUGGUCCAAACUAUUGAAUUGUUUGCAAAUUUGUAUAGCACCGGCAGCAGCACUUUUUGCAUUAAAUGUCUGGAGAUUGAGUAUUGGACCCGUACCCGUAUUUCCAAUAAUAUUUCUUAUAGGUCUAGCAGUUGGUAUAUGUGUUUUUACAUCUACUUCUCUAGAUCAUCCUCCCAAGUUUCACAAUAUCUUCGCAUUUUUUGGUUUCUUUGUUGCGAUGACAAUCGUAUACCUGGUGGCUCAAGAAGUAAUGGGCGUUUUAAAGUGUGUUGGUUUUGCGAGUGGCAUUUCUGACGCUAUGUUAGGUAUCACGCUUCUUGCAUGGGGCAACAGUAUAGGUGAUCUGAUCGCAAAUAUCACGAUUGCUAGACAAGGUUUUCCUCGCAUGGGUUACUCCGCUUGUAUCGGCGGACCAAUGUUCAACACAUUGCUAGGACUUGGAUUGACCUACGGUUACAGAGCAGUUGGAGAACCUGAUUACAAAACGAAAGUUAGAACAAGUGACAUGGCACCCGGUUGUCUCGCUUUUCUGCUUUGCUCGCUGGUAUCGUCAUUGACGUAUCUUCAUUUAACGGGUUUUUCUGCUCGACGAUCUUACGGAUACCUUCUUUACACCGUAUACGCAACUUUCUUAUUGAUAAGUAUUUUAAGCGAAAUACAUGUCAUUCAUCCACUUGGAACUGACCACCGUGAAGAUAGUCACGAACAUAAUAGAACGGAAACUGUAAAUAAUUAA